AUGAUCUCCCGCCGAUCACUCGCAACCACAGCGCACACGAUCGCGUCUUACACCGGCGGCCCAUCCUCUCGCACGGGAUACAUAGAUCCUCUCGACAACCCGAUCUAUGACCACAUUGAGACGCAAGAAGAGCGCAUGGAGAAGUACAGACAGCUUCUAUCUAGCCAUCCUGACCCCGAACCGUUCGCUGAAUAUGAGGAUGACAACGCUUCUGUCUUCCCGAAGCCGCAGCGCCAGUCUAUGUAUUCUGCUUUCGGGGACGCAGGAUUCAAUUCUGCGCGUUUCGACGUGAUCGAUGAAGAACUUGCUGAAGAUGAGAUUGAGGACUGGGAGCGGGGUGAGCCUGAAGACGACGAGGUGCCUCAGGGAUGUGCACUGAAUGUGGGUAUGAUAUUGGGCAAGGGAAGACGUCGGAGGGCUAGCGAUGCCAGUGAGUAA
Molecule: messenger RNA, 438 nt
Organism: Alternaria viburni
Lineage: Eukaryota; Fungi; Ascomycota; Dothideomycetes; Pleosporales; Pleosporaceae
Exons: 2
Coding region: 1-438 (145 amino acids)
Source: RefSeq, a predicted model, not a curated record